AUGUCACUCUCGACUAAGCUGACGCAGCUCUUGGGCAUUGCACAUCCUAUCGUGUGCGGUCCCAUGGCCAACGCUUCAGGAGGAUCGUUGGCAGCCGCAACGACGUUAGGAGGCGGCCUGGGUUUCAUCGGGGCAGGCUAUUACGACGCCAAGAAGAUGGGAGAAGAGUUCAGGGUAGCACUGGACGCCUUCAAGGGUGAGGAUGUCAAGAAUGCCUUUUCAUCCGUGGACGAUUCUCGAGUGAAUAUCGGCGUUGGAUUUCUAGCUUGGAGAUUGUCUCACGUUCAUUCGGGCGGCAAAGGGGGCGUCAAGCCGAGAUCCUCGGACGAAGUUCUCAAGACUUCCAUCCAUUCCGAAGCUGGAAGUAAUAGUCCAGUCAUCUCUCUGCUCGACGCUGCUCUCAAGCCCAAACCCAUUGCCGUCUGGCUGAGUUUUGGUGAUGCUGAUGAGAUGCGUGUGUGGACCGAGGUGAUCAGAAAGAGGGAUGCGGAGCUGAACGGACAUGGCGACGGCUUGAAGGUGUUCAUUGGCAUCGGCAGCGAGCAAGAGACCAAAGCUGCGGUGGAGGACUGUGGCGCGGAUGUGCUGGUAGCGCAAGGUGAGUCGGGGACAAUCGAGCGCGCAAGGUGGGCAGGGCGAAAGGUACCACGGUAGAUUCGCAUCAUCGUGCUCGGCAGCCCUCUUGACUGACUGCUGAUCUGCGCUGCUUGCUCGCCAUAGGCUGCGAAGCUGGUGGGCACGGACUGGGCUCCUCACCACCACUGCAUGCUCAACUGCCUCGCAUCGCCGCUCUCCUGCCAACUCUCACUCCGGGCAACAGUCGGGGAGAAGUGCCGCCGUUGCUGGGCGCAGGCGGCUUGUCCGAUGGUCCAUCCCUCGCUUCCAUCCUAGCCCUGGGAGCGGAUGGAGGAGUGUUGGGUACGCGCCUCUUGCUGACGCCCGAAGCGGCCUACUCUGACGCGCAAAAGCAAGUGCUGUUAAAGGCUUCUUCGACCGAGACGAAGCGGACGAUGGCCUUCGACGAGGCGCGCGGUACACUCGGUUGGCCCAAAGGUGUGGAUGGGAGGGGUGUGAUCAACGCCACGGUGCAAGCUUACGAAUCUCAAGAGGGUGACGCCGAGUCUAGAAGGAGACGAUACAAGCAAGCGGAAGGCGAGGGCGAUGAGAAGAGGAUCGUCACGUGGGCUGGAACGGGAGUGGGAAACAUGAACGUGAUCAAGCCCGCUCGAGAGGUCAUUCAAGAGGUGGGCAAUGAUGCCGUCAAGACCAUCGAGGCGCUCAGUCAGACCCUCAAGCGGUAG
Ceraceosorus bombacis is the source of this 1301-nucleotide messenger RNA. The record is from the annotation of a GenBank genome assembly. Lineage: Eukaryota; Fungi; Basidiomycota; Exobasidiomycetes; Ceraceosorales; Ceraceosoraceae.